AUGUAUUCCGCAGCAGUGCUCGCAACUUUCUCCUUCCUUCUCGGCGCCGGCGCUCAACAAGUUGGAACUUCAACCCCCGAAACUCACCCCGCCUUGACCAUUCAAAAAUGUGCCGCUGGUGGAACAUGUACCGAUGAAGCCGAUAGCAUCGUUCUCGAUGCCAACUGGAGAUGGCUCCACUCCACUUCCGGAUCUACCAACUGUUAUACUGGUAACACCUGGGAUGCCACUCUUUGCCCAGAUACCGCUACCUGUACCGCCAACUGUGCUCUUGAUGGUGCAGAUUACGAGGGAACUUAUGGUAUCACUACAAGUGGUGACUCCUUGAAGCUUAGCUUCGUCACUGGAAGCAACGUUGGUUCUCGAACCUACCUCAUGGACUCUGAGACUACCUACAAAGAGUUUGCUCUUUUGGGUAACGAGUUCACCUUCACCGUCGAUGUUUCCAAGCUUCCUUGCGGUCUUAACGGUGCUCUUUACUUCGUUCCAAUGGACGCUGACGGAGGAAUGUCCAAAUACUCCACCAACAAAGCAGGUGCCAAGUACGGUACCGGUUAUUGCGAUGCUCAAUGUCCUCGAGACAUGAAAUUCGUCAACGGUACUGCCAACGUUGAGGGAUGGGUCCCAGAUAGCAAUAGUGCUAACUCUGGAACUGGUAAUAUCGGAUCAUGCUGCUCAGAGUUCGAUGUCUGGGAAGCCAACUCCAUGGCCCAAGCUCUUACCCCUCACGUCUGCACUGUCGAUUCUCAAACCGCUUGCACUGGAGCUGACUGUGUCUCAAAUACUGGUGUAUGUGAUGGAGAUGGAUGUGAUUUCAACCCAUACAGAAUGGGUAACACCACCUUCUAUGGAAGUGGAAUGACCAUUGAUACCACCAAGCCUUUCUCCGUUGUCACUCAAUUUAUCACUGAUGAUGGAACUGAGACUGGUACUCUUACUGAGAUCAAGCGUUUCUACGUUCAAGGUGAUGUCGUCCAUGAACAACCAAGCUCUGACAUCUCUGGUGUUUCUGGUAACUCUAUUACCGAUGACUUCUGCGCUGCUCAAAAGACUGCUUUCGGUGACACCGAUUACUUCACCAAGAAUGGUGGUAUGGCUGCUAUGGGUAAGAAGAUGGCUGAUGGUAUGGUUCUUGUUCUCUCCAUCUGGGAUGAUUACAAUGUAAACAUGCUCUGGCUCGACUCUGAUUACCCAACCGACAAGGAUGCUUCUACUCCAGGUGUUUCUCGUGGAUCUUGCGCCACUUCAUCUGGAGUUCCUGCUACCGUUGAGGCUAGUUCUGGAAGUGCCUAUGUCACUUUCUCUAGCAUCAAGUACGGACCAAUUGGAUCUACUUUCAAGGCCCCAGCCGAUAGUUCUUCUGUUAGCCCAGUUUCAAGUGCUAUUGCCCCAAGCUCAAGGCCAAGCACUAUUGCCUCAAGCUCUAUUGCACCGGUUGCCGCCGUCAUUUCGAGUUCCGCCAAAGCCGUUUCCAGCUCCAUUCCAUCCGUCGCUAGCUCUGUCAAAGCUAUUUCCAGCGCUGCUCCAAUUGCUUCUAGUGCCGCCCCAAUCGUUUCUAGUGCCGCUAUUUCCACCAAGUCCAAGUGUAGCAAGGUUAGCGCUACUAGCACUCUUAAGACUUCUGUCGCCGCUGCUCCAGUUACUAGUAGUGUUGCUGCUACUAGCUCCGCUUCUUCAUCAACUGGUUCCGUUCCCUUGUACGGUAACUGCACUGGUGGAAAGACCUGCUCUGAGGGUACAUGUGUCGUUCAAAAUGACUACUACUCUCAAUGUGUUGCUUCUUCUUAA
Molecule: messenger RNA, 1788 nt
Organism: Botrytis sinoallii
Lineage: Eukaryota; Fungi; Ascomycota; Leotiomycetes; Helotiales; Sclerotiniaceae
Exons: 1
Coding region: 1-1788 (595 amino acids)
Biological process (GO): carbohydrate metabolic process
Cellular component (GO): extracellular region
Molecular function (GO): hydrolase activity, hydrolyzing O-glycosyl compounds; cellulose binding
Source: RefSeq, a predicted model, not a curated record